GCGUCAUGGUGUCCACCAUGCCGAAGAUUUACCCCAAAGCUAGUGGAGGUGUAUGAGGAACUCUCUUCAAAAGGUGAUUUUGAGGUUAUUUUUAUCCCAAGUGACAGAGAUGCUGACUCAUUCAAUGGUUACUUCUCAAAGAUGCCAUGGCUUGCAAUUCCAUUUUCUGAUUCAGAGACACAUGAUCGCUUAAAGAAGUUAUUCGAGGUGGCAGGAAUACCUCAUCUUGUAAUCCUGGAUGAAGAGGGUAAAGUUUCUACUGAAGAUGGAGUUGAGAUCAUACAGGAGUAUGGCGUGGAUGGGUACCCUUUUUCUGCUGAAAAGAUCAAAGAAUUAAAAGAACAAGAAGAAAAAGCCAGAAGGGAACAGUCCUUAAGAUCUAUCUUGGUUUCCCCUAAUUGUGACUUUGUUAUCUCAUCUGAUGGAAACCAGGUACCGGUAUCUGAACUUGAAGGGAAGACUGUAGGUCUAUAUUUUGCAGUGUCUUCCUACCCGCCAUCAGUUACUUUUACUCCAAAACUUGUUGAGGCCUACAAUAAACUGAAAGAACAAGGGGAAAGUUUUGAGAUUGUGUUGAUAUCACUUGAUGAUGAAGAAGAAUCAUUCAAGCAAAGCUUUGGAGACAUGCCUUGGUUGUCCUUGCCUUUUAAGGACAAGAGAGGUGGGAAACUGCUGCGGUACUUUGAGCUCUCAACCCUUCCAACGCUUGUUAUCAUUGGGCCUGAUGGGAAAACUCUCCACCCUAACGUUGCUGAAGCAAUUGAAGAGCAUGGACAUCAGGUAUAUCCAUUCACCCCUGAAAAAUUUGCUGAGCUUGCAGAAAUCGAGAAAGCAAAGGAGGCAGAACAAACCUUGGAAUCAAUUCUGGUCUCAGGGGAUCUGGAUUUUGUCAUUGGGAAGGAUGGUGCCAAGAUUCUGGUGUCUGAUUUAGUUGGGAAGAACAUUCUCUUGUAUUUCUCAGCACAUUGGUGCCCUCCAUGCCGUGCCUUCCUGCCAAAACUUAUUGAAGCAUACCACAAGAUCAAGGCAAAGGAUGAGGCAUUUGAAGUGAUUUUUAUUUCUACAGACUGGGAGGAAAUGGCAAAGGGGUGGCCUGAGAAGGUCAAGCACCCCCUGCAUGAAGAGCAUGAGCUCAUUCUUACUCGUCGAAGGUUUUUCAACUGCGAUGGAUGUGAGAAAGAAGGACGUGUCUGGUCGUACUAUUGUAAAGAAUGCGACUUCGAUCUCCAUCCAAACUGUGCUUUGAAGCAAGACGAAGGAGCUGAUGGUGAUGCCAAGGAGGAAGCAAAACCAAAUGAAGGAUUGGUCUGUGAAGGAGGGGUCUGCAAAAGAGUAUGAACUAUCUUGUGUCCUUGGAUGGUUGUGUUUUUGUGUGUUAUCGUUAUGUUUUGGGUGCAGCCGCAGUCUUACCCUGAGUCACUAUCUUUUAGCUAAGUAGUGUCUAUGGUGUGUGGGUACGUUUUAAAUUCUGCCUGGUGUGUUCCCUAGUAAUGAAUAAAAGAACAUGUUUUCUGCUGCAAUCUCU
Rubroshorea leprosula is the source of this 1525-nucleotide messenger RNA. NCBI's taxonomy places the organism in Eukaryota, Viridiplantae, Streptophyta, Magnoliopsida, Malvales, Dipterocarpaceae. The record is from the annotation of a GenBank genome assembly.